GUAACCCCAAAAAAACGCCAUGUCUCACCGAAAGUACGAAGAGCCCCGAUCCGGAUCCUUGGCCUACCUCCCCAGGAAGCGUGCCGCCCGCCACAGGGGUCGAUGCAAGGCUUUCCCCAAGGUCAGUCGAAGAUUUGAGCAAGGAGAGUUGGGGGAAGACGGAGACGGGAUGGAGGAGAGGAAGAUGGACGAGACGAAAGAGAGGAUCGGAUGUUGACUUGCUGCUGUAGGACGACCCCAAGAAGCCCGUCCACCUCACCGCCACCAUGGGUUACAAGGCCGGUAUGACUCACAUUGUCCGUGACCUCGACCGACCUGGAUCCAGUAAGUCGCAUGAAACUCUCUCGCAAGGCGUGUCUGACUCUAUCUGCAGAGAUGCACAAGAGGGAGGUUGUUGAGGCCGUCUCCGUUAUCGAGACUCCCCCACUUGUCGUCGUCGGUGCCGUCGGUUACGUCGAGACUCCCCGUGGUCUCAGGUCUUUGACCACCGUCUGGGCCGAGCACCUCAGUGACGAGCUCAAGAGGCGAUUCUACAAGAACUGGUACCGAUCCAAGAAGAAGGCCUUCACCAGGUACGCUUCCAAGUACACCGAGAACAACGGCGCCUCCGUCGCCCGAGAGCUCGAGCGUAUCAAGAAGUACUGUACCGUUGUCCGAGUCCUCGCCCACACCCAGAUCUCCAAGACCGGCCUCCAACAGAAGAAGGCCCACCUUAUGGAGAUCCAGGUUAACGGUGGUUCCGUUGCCGACAAGGUCGACUUUGCCAAGUCUCACUUCGAGAAGACUGUCGACGUUGGAUCUAUCUUCGAGCAGGACGAGUGCAUCGACAUCAUCGGUGUCACCAAAGGUCACGGUUACGAGGGUGUUACCGCCCGUUGGGGUGUUACCAAGCUUCCCAGGAAGACCCACCGAGGUCUCCGAAAGGUCGCUUGUAUCGGUGCUUGGCACCCUGCUAUGGUCAUGUUCUCCGUGGCCCGUGCGGGUCAGCGAGGUUACUUCUCUCGUACUUCCAUCAACCACAAGAUCUACCGAAUCGCCAACGGUGCUUCCGGUAACUCUGGUUCCACCGACUUCGACCUCACUAAGAAGGACAUCACCCCCAUGGGUGGUUUCGUCCGAUACGGUGUUGUCAAGAACGACUUCGUCAUGGUCAAGGGUUCCGUCGUCGGUCCCGUCAAGCGAAUCGUCACCCUCCGAAAGGCUCUCCGAACCCACACUUCCCGAGCCCACACCGAGAAGGUCUCUCUCAAGUUCAUCGACACCUCCUCCAACUUCGGUCACGGUCGAUUCCAGGACGCUGCCGAGAAGAACGCCUUCCUCGGUCAGCUCAAGAUCAAGUCCGAUUCUGCUUAAAUGGGCAGGUGAGGUCUUGGUGGGGUCGCUUGGGAGUGGUAGAAGCAAGGGACGACGGGCCGGGAUGUGGCCGAUUGUAUAUUCGCGGUAGUCAUCAUGCAGGUUCUGCCGUUCGGA
Messenger RNA from Cryptococcus amylolentus CBS 6039, 1470 nucleotides. RefSeq names its product 60S ribosomal protein L3, variant 2. The record is from RefSeq and is a predicted model, not a curated record. The coding region runs from base 334 to 1353 and encodes 339 amino acids. Gene Ontology annotation, molecular function: RNA binding; structural constituent of ribosome. Gene Ontology annotation, biological process: ribosomal large subunit assembly; translation. The transcript has 3 exons. Gene Ontology annotation, cellular component: cytosolic large ribosomal subunit; ribosome. NCBI's taxonomy places the organism in Eukaryota, Fungi, Basidiomycota, Tremellomycetes, Tremellales, Cryptococcaceae.